Canis lupus familiaris (dog) is the source of this 1975-nucleotide messenger RNA. It is a transcript of the gene DDX56, whose product is annotated as DEAD-box helicase 56. Lineage: Eukaryota; Metazoa; Chordata; Mammalia; Carnivora; Canidae. The transcript has 14 exons. The coding region runs from base 102 to 1739 and encodes 545 amino acids. The record is from RefSeq and is a predicted model, not a curated record. Gene Ontology annotation, molecular function: RNA helicase activity; ATP binding; nucleic acid binding.
CACUUCCGGGGGGCGGCUCCCGGGACGCUGAUUGGUGGUUGCGCCGCUCGCCGUCGGCCCCUUCCUGCCAUGCGUACGCACCGGCCCCGCAGAGCCGUAGCAUGGCGGACCCAGAGGCGGUGGGCUUCGAGCACAUGGGCCUCGACCCACGGCUGCUGCAGGCCGUCGCCGACCUGGGCUGGUCGCGACCCACGCUGAUCCAGGAGAAGGCCAUCCCGCUGGCCCUGGAGGGGAAGGACCUGCUGGCCCGGGCGCGCACCGGCUCGGGGAAGACGGCCGCCUACGCCAUUCCUGCGCUGCAGCUGCUGCUCCAGCGGAAGGCGACAGGCUUUGCGGUGGAGCAGGCUGUAAGAGGGCUUGUCCUGGUGCCCACCAAAGAGCUGGCACGGCAGGCCCGAUCCAUGAUUCAGCAGCUGGCUUCCUACUGCGCUCGAGACAUCCGGGUGGCUGAUGUCUCAGCUGCUGAAGACUCAGCCUCUCAGCGAGCUGUGCUGAUGGAGAAGCCUGACAUCGUGGUGGGGACCCCGUCUCGCAUUUUAAACCACCUGCAGCAGGAUAGUUUGGUCCUGCGAGACUCCCUGGAGCUGCUGGUGCUGGACGAGGCUGACCUUCUUUUCUCCUUUGGCUUUGAGGAAGAACUCAAAGGUCUUCUUUGUCACUUGCCUCGGAUUUACCAGGCUUUUUUGAUGUCAGCUACUUUUAACGAGGAUGUGCAAGCACUCAAGGAGCUGGUGCUUCAUAAUCCGGUCACUCUCAAGCUGCAGGAGUCCCAGCUGCCCGGGCCAGACCAGUUGCGGCAGUUCCAGGUGGUCUGCGAGACAGAGGAAGACAAGUUCCUGUUGCUGUACGCCUUGCUCAAGCUGUCGUUGAUUCGUGGCAAGUGCCUGCUCUUUGUCAACACCCUGGAGCGGAGCUAUCGGUUGCGCCUCUUCCUGGAGCAGUUCAGCAUCCCGGCGUGCGUGCUCAACGGAGAGCUCCCACUGUGUUCCAGGUGCCACAUUAUUUCACAGUUCAACCAGGGUUUCUAUGACUGUGUCAUAGCGACUGAUGCUGAAGUCCUGGGAUCCCUAGUCAAGGGCAGGCGUCGGGGCCGAGGAUCCCGGGGGACCAGGGCCUCUGAUCCGGAGGCAGGCGUGGCCCGGGGCAUAGACUUCCACCAUGUGUCUUCUGUGCUCAACUUUGACCUGCCUCCCACCCCUGAGGCCUACAUUCAUCGAGCUGGCAGGACGGCACGUGCCAACAACCCUGGCAUGGUUUUGACCUUCGUGCUACCAACUGAGCAGUCCCACCUGGACACGAUCGAGGAGCUUCUUAGUGGAGAGAACAGAGCCCCCGUCCUGCUUCCCUACCAGUUCCGCAUGGAGGAGAUUGAGGGUUUCCGCUAUCGCUGCCGGGAUGCCAUGCGCUCAGUGACCAAACAGGCCAUUCGAGAGGCGAGGUUGAAGGAGAUCAAGGAGGAGCUUCUCCACUCAGAGAGGCUCAAGACGUACUUUGAGGACAACCCCCGGGACCUGCAGUUGCUGCGGCAUGACCUGCCCUUGCACCCUGCCAUAGUGAAGCCUCACCUGGGCCACGUCCCUGACUACCUGGUUCCUCCUGCUCUGCGUGGUCUCGUCCGCCCUCACAAGAAGCGGAAGAAACUGGCCUCUAAGAAGGUCAAGAAAGCCAAGACCCAGAAUCCCCUGCGCAGCUUCAGGCACAGAAAAGAGAGACGCAGACCCACAGCCGUGCCUUCCUGAAGUCAUCUGGGCAGCCUCACUGUGUCCCAGGCCCUUUCCAGGGCUGAGCGCUGUGCGGGGUGCGGACACUGGCUUCCCACCCUGGCCGGACUGGAUUCUGGGGCCGACCUGUGGUGCUGCUAGGCUGGCCUUCUGCUUCCUAAUGGACUAGAUUCCAGCCAUCCUGCCUUGUGCUUCCUGCAAGUAGAAAGGGAUGUCUGUCCCUGGAGAUCUAGGGAAUUAAACUGCUUCUGGGA